Molecule: messenger RNA, 2651 nt
Organism: Bursaphelenchus okinawaensis
Lineage: Eukaryota; Metazoa; Nematoda; Chromadorea; Rhabditida; Aphelenchoididae
Source: the annotation of a GenBank genome assembly
AUGGCUGAAUUAGCGGCAAAACGUGCCGAACAACUUGAACUUCAACUUUUCGGAUCUGUAGCCAAAUCUGACUCCGAAUCCGAGCCAGAAUCCGAUCGAUCCGGAAGCUCAGAUGACGAGGAAGAAGAACGACCGAAAAAGCGAGCCAAAAAGGAAAAAACGAAGAAAGAAUUGCCAAAAGAAGAAAAGAAGGACACUGAGUGCGUGUGGAACGAUGAGGACGACGAAGAUAUUGCGUUGAGCACGGCGUUCAUCAGAGAAAAUGCACCAGGAUUGUUGACGGGGAAAGACUUGACUCAAAAGGAGAAAUUGGAGGUAAUAUUGAAAUUUUUGAGUUUUUGUUGGAAGUUUAGGUAAUAAUGAAGGGAGAUAAAAAGAAUAUGAACGAAGAAGGGUCUAAAAUCAUGUUUUGAAAAAAUUUUUUUGAAAACUGCACUGUGCAAUCAUAAAAUUUUGAAUUUUGCACUGAGCAGAGCAAUUUUUACAAAUUUUUUUUGAAUAAUAAGAAAAUAGAUCAAAAAUAUUAACUUUUUUAAAGAAUAAUGAACAUGUUUUUUAGAAAUACUCAUCAGAGAUCCGUGAUCAAUUUAUAGAGCGUGCAAAGCUUGGUCAGAAGCCGGAAUGGUUGUUGAAGGCCGAAGAAGAAGCCACGAAGGAAGAUGAAGAUUCGGAUGAUGAUGAAGCUCUUCAAGGUCUUUUUGGUCUUCAGAAAACGGCUUCGAAAUACGUUACAAAAUCUGCUACCUUACCGAGGACAUACCUUCAGUGUACUAAGCUUUUGGACCCUACAACUGCUAGUAGGAGAGAUGUAAGGGGAUUGUGUUAGGUUGUUCAAAUAAUUCUGCGCUCUCUUUCAACGCAGAUUUUUUUUGGGGGAGAGGCUCAGAAUUAUUUGAACAACUUAUAAUUGAAAAUUUAUAUUUUUAGGAGAAAUUUUGCUAUUUUUAGCCUUAAAAGUUCUAUUUUAGUCUAUUAUUCAGCUUUUGGUCCUUGUUUUAGCAAAGAACACCUUAUUUUAGUAUACAUAUUUAUCAAAGUUUUUAUGUGUUAAAAACAAUUUUUGGCAUUUUUAGGGUAAAAAGCUAAAAUCCGUUCUAUUCCACCCAACAGAACCAGUACUUGUGACAGCUAAUACAUGUGGUAAUGUUCAAUUAUACCGAGUGGCCAGAUCAGUAAAGGAUCUUCAGAAACCGGCUGACAAUCCAUUUUUGCAAGAAUUCAAAGUUAAGGGAUUGAAUGUGGAUUCAAUUGGCUUCUAUGACGAUGGUACUGCUUUGUUCUUGAGUUCGAACCGAAAUGUGGGUUAAUAUUAUUUAAAUUAAUAGAUUUUUAAAGGCUUUGGUUUGAAUUGCUGUUUGUUUUUAAACAACGAAAAGUGUAUCUGUUGAUUAAAAAUGAUUUUUUAUUGUUUUAGGAGUUCUUCUAUCAAUAUAAUCUAAUGGAUGGGCAUGUUGAUCAACAUUUAUAUCCCAAAAGUGAGUUUUUAAAAUUUUUUGUUUGAAAAUUUAUUUUUUUAAUGGUAAAUGGUAUAGAACGGUGCUUAACGUUAAUUUUAUCUAAAAUUGUAGGUAGAAAGAUCAAUUUGAUAGUCAGUAGUUUUUUUUUUGAAUUUAAUUUUAAUUUUUUAAAUUUUUAUGAAAUUUUAAACGAAGGUUGAGUAGAUGGGCAUGAAAGGGAUUAUUUUGAAUUUUUUUAAUUCAAAAAUAUUUUUCUAGAUCUCCAAAGAGAAUGGAAGACCGGCCUUCGAUCUCGCCUCUCCUCCGACGGCGAAGCCGUCGCCUUCCUCGGCCAAAACGGCGAACUCUACGUCUUCCACAGAGCAACCAUGGAGCAUUUGCACACCUUUAUGGCAUCCUCACGACUAGCCGAUGCCACUUUCUCCCCAGUCGACCGGAACACAAUAAUCGGCGUCACAGAGACGGGGCAAGGCUACAUCUGGAAUCUAAAGGCGAAAGGAGAACAAAAAGUAUUUACGGAUCAGGGUGCGGUCAGAUGUAAAACCAUGAAAAUCAGCGAAAAUGGACAGUUCUUGGCGAUAGGACAAAACACAGGCAUUGUCAAUGUAUAUGAGAUGAAGACGGUGAAGGCUGAAGAGGAGCCGAAGCCGCUGUAUACGUUGACUAACUUGACUACUGCAGUUACCUUCUUGAAUUUCAAUUUGGAUUCACAAAUGUUGGCUUUUGGGUCGGAUGAAAAGGUAGGUAUGGAGAGGUUAUUCAUAGGUUUUGGGGAGGGGUGGGGGAUUCAAGGCCGGGGAGAGGAUUUAUGGCUAUUUUUUGGUUUUUUGCAAAUUUUAAAAGAUUAGGAUUUAAUUUUUUUAAUUUGAACAAAAAAAAACAUUUCAAAAAAUGUAAAAUAUGUCAUUAAUUUUCAAAAAAUGAAAUAAAAUUUAUAUUCCAACGUUUUUUUACCUAAAUCUACAAAAAUUAAUACUUUAUCAAAUUUACGUCAUCUUUUUUCAGCCAAUGCACUACAGAAUAGCCCAUCUUCAAUCAGGCACGGUUUUUAAGAAUUUUCCACCGAAAAAUGAAAUGUUGUCGAAGGAUGUCAUCACUUCGGCCUCAUUCUCACCACAUUCAGGCUUCGUAGCGUUCGGAACUAUGUCCGGCGGUGUGAGGCUCUACAGACUCAAUUACUUUGAUAUAUACUAG